Molecule: messenger RNA, 1378 nt
Organism: Chelonus insularis
Lineage: Eukaryota; Metazoa; Arthropoda; Insecta; Hymenoptera; Braconidae
Exons: 8
Coding region: 272-1345 (357 amino acids)
Source: RefSeq, a predicted model, not a curated record
UCGUGCGUUCUCUUCUUCCCCUUUAGUGUCACCAUCCAAGACCUCCAAGACACUUUAAAAAAAACUAAGAAUUCAAGUUUUUCCAUAGACUCUUCAAAUAUACCAUGACACAAAAUAAAUAGGCAACAGUCCGAGUGCAUCAUAACGAUCAGACAGUUCAGAAGUUACUACUUGCGCCGUUUCUUACCGGUCUUUACCUACUUACGUGAUUCGUGCGUUAGAAUACGAAUUACAAAUCAUUUGUGAGCUCAUUCAACACACGGAUGAAUUUAUGAUUCCCUUCCUGAUCUCUCUCUACAAAUACAGACCAUAUAGAAGUUGGACUCCAACUAUCAUGAAUUUUAGAUGGAAUCUCUGGAUCAUCUUACUUCAUUUUUUACAAAUUCUAGAAUAUGUAAAUAGUCAUGGAAGACUUAUGGACCCACCAGCAAGAAACAGCAUGUGGAGAUUUGGUUUCCCUAAUCCAGUGAAUUACAAUGACAAUGAACUCUUUUGCGGAGGAUAUGCAGUCCAAUGGGUUCAAAAUGAAGGAAGGUGUGGAAUGUGUGGAGAUGCUUAUCAUUUAGCUGAACCAAGACCGCACGAGGCUGGAGGAGAAUUCGCCAAGGGAACAAUUGUUAGACACUAUAAAGUUGGUCAGGACAUAGAUAUCGAAGUAGAAUUAACUGCCAAUCAUCAAGGAAGAUUUGAACUUUAUCUCUGUCCAACAAACAAUGCAAACAAACGAGCAACUCAAGAAUGCUUUGAUAAAUAUCCACUUUAUUUAUCGGGUACUGAAGACGUGGCUUUCGUCAUUCCAGAAGAUAGCGAAAAAAAAGCUAUUUUUAACUAUAAAGUAGCAUUGCCACCCUAUGUAACUUGUUCUCAGUGUGUUAUUCAAUGGAAUUAUUAUACAGGUAACAUGUGGGGCACUUGUGAAAAUGGAACCGAGGCCGUUGGUUGUGGAAGACCGGAAACUUUUCGGAAUUGUGCUGAUGUAAAUAUUGUAACCAGUACAGGAGGAGUUCCACCAUUAUUUAUUCACCAAGACAAUCCAUUUCUUUUGUAUUAUCAAGACUAUAGAGUAUCUGAUAAUAAUAACAACGAUAAUGUCUUUCCACUGGUCAUCAGGUCACAAGUAUGUCAUUCGACAAAUGUGUAUCGAUUCAUACCAGGAAUGAACCAAUGGUGCACUACUAAUUGUCUUCGAUAUCCACCAAAUUGUCCCACCAAUAUAUGCAGUUGCCCGAGCCAAUGUGAUGCUAUUGGAGAACUCGAAGGAAGAAAAGGGGCAGACAUUUAUUGUAUGGAUAAAUGUCUUGUUUAUCAAUCAAACUGUCCAUCUGAACGUUGUCGAUGUUAUUAACCGAAAGAGAAUAAUAAAAUUAUUCAAACAAUU